Molecule: messenger RNA, 1935 nt
Organism: Amorphotheca resinae ATCC 22711
Lineage: Eukaryota; Fungi; Ascomycota; Leotiomycetes; Helotiales; Amorphothecaceae
Exons: 1
Coding region: 128-1714 (528 amino acids)
Cellular component (GO): RNA polymerase II transcription regulator complex; nucleus
Molecular function (GO): DNA-binding transcription activator activity, RNA polymerase II-specific; transcription cis-regulatory region binding
Source: RefSeq, a predicted model, not a curated record
CGCCUUUCUACAGCCAGUCUGCUGCUUGAACGGCGAUUGCCAAUCCAACCCAAUCACCUUCGUGUCUACGACACUUUUAUUUGCUUUAUCAACCCUCAUUGAUCGCUGCAGUUGGGCCUUCAACAAGAUGGCCUCACCUGCAGUGUCAACCCCGUCAUCUGCCGGGUCCCCCGCGGCACUUGCCCCGGCCCCUCCGGUUCUUGCUAUCCAGUCUGCCAACAUUCCAAAUAUGGGUGCUGCUGCUACUUUGGCACCGGGUCCUCCAAGGCCUACGAUCGUAACGCGAAAAGAAUGGAUCAUCCCGCCCCGCCCCAAGCCGGGGCGCAAGCCAGCAACAGACACUCCACCUACGAAACGGAAAGCUCAAAACCGCGCGGCACAGAGAGCUUUUAGAGAGAGACGAGCCGCGAGGGUUGGGGAGUUGGAGGAACAACUUGAGGAGGCAAAGGAGGAGCAUCACAGGCGCGAAACCGAAUUGAGAGAUAAGAUCAAAAGGCUAGAGGCGGAUGUCCUACGCUUCAGCGGCGAAUUGCAGUCGUGGAGACUACGAUGUGAUACUUUGGACCGUAUCGCAGAAUACGAGAGGAAGGAGAAGGAAGCUGCUCUUGCGGAAUUGUCGUAUAUUCGGAAUGGUGCCCUUACAACAGGGACGGAUGCCGUACCCCUCCCUCCAAGACGAGGUCGGCAACAAGAGUCAAGAGCACCUGCUGCACCCGCAACACCGACAACACCGCAAUAUUCCUCAUAUGAUGCCAACCCCGCCAAAGCAGAGGAACUUCAUGGUUGUGGUGAUUGCACAUCUACAGGUAACUGUGCGUGUGUUGAGCGGGCUAUGACUAUCUCUACAUCUGGAUGCGGGAAAUGUUCAGUUGAUACGCACUGCGUGUGCUUGGAGGAGACCAUCAACGGUUCUGCUGACAUGCCUAUUACCGUGGACCUCAAGAGAGCACGCUCGCCUCCGAUAGAAGAGUAUUCCGAGAAGCGUCAACGCCAAUCAGACCCUUCUACGCCACUUGAGGUUGAUUUCACUGCACAAUUCUCCUCGAAGCCUGUCCACGAGAUCCAAUCUUCUCCUCAGGCUGCUCCCAUGCCUACACGACCACCAGGUGAGCCGUGCGGGUUCUGUGAGGAGGGCACAUAUUGUAUGUGUGCUGAGGCUGCUAUGGCGGCCAAUGCUGAAUCCGAACGGGAGCACCAGAAUCGUCUUGCACCUCUGUUGAACGAGGUAACCCCGCCUCCCUCGGACACAGAUGUUGAUGGCACAAACAAGUUACCGCCAAUGCAUCCCACUCAGAUGCACCAACCUGUUGCAUCAGACUCCUGUGUCAACGGACCAGGAACAUGUCAGCAAUGUCAAAAUGAUCCCAAAUCGGGAUUAUUCUGUCGCUCACUUGCCGCUUUGCGUGCAUCCGCUACGCCUGGCUCCGCUCCGCCAGGAGGCUGUUGUGGUGGUAAUGCUGCAGGUGGAGGAUGUUGCAAGUCCCUUCAGACAGCACAACCGACUCGACCUCCACCUAGCUUGUCCUGUGCCGACACUUACAAGACUCUUUCUACCCACAAAAACUUCGAUCAAGCAAGUGAUGAAUUGAGCACCUGGCUUGGACGCCUUCAUGCGACUCCUCCUCAACACGCUGGCAGAGCGCCAAUGGAGGUCGAGGCUGCAAGUGUUAUGGGCGUUCUCAAGCUAUUUGAUCGUCGAUUUGGUAGAGGAUGAGCUAUGUCUGUUUAUGUCUGUUUAUGUCCAUAUUCUCUUUUCUUGCAGCGUCUGAGCACCAUUCGGGCGGGUUUAUUACCUUUGUCUUUGCUUUUUUUGUACUGAAACAGAUCUGCGGGCUGCAAGAAGUUUUUAAUUCAACGACACACCGUCAAGGUGGAGGCUGAUGAUAGAUGCGGAUGUCUCAUAGAGGAUGGCUAGCCUCGGGGCACUACGAUUGU